AUGAUUGUGUAUGAAGAGGGUCAUCGUAAAGUUAGCGGAUUGAGCUUGGGUGCAAAACAGGUUGUGCGGGACAUGACAAAGUCCAAGUUUGCGCCCCGUAACAUCAUGGCAACUAUUGCAGAACAAUUUCCUAAUGAUAAUCCAAACAUCAGGCACAUUUACAACUGCCGGAAUGAUUUCAGGAUGGAGAUGUCUGAAGGAAAAGGAGUUGUUCAACAAUUUCUUCAUUUGGCGAGAGAGAUUAUUUACAUUUACUGGGUCAUGUCCGAUGGGCUUGACGUCCUACGACAUGCAUUUAUGGUGCACCCAAUCACGUUCAACAUACUCCACCGUGAACUUGGGUUAUGUGCGGCUUUGAGAGAAGUGUUUCCAGGGACGUUGUAUUUACUCAAUCGAUGGCACAUUAACAAAGAUGUGGAGGCUAGGGUGACCAAGAUGUUCAAAAACAAGAAGAUUAGUGCCAAUUUUAAAAAUGGCAAAUGGAAACGUAUUAUGGAUGCAUCAAUUGAGGCGGAGUAUGAUCAUGCUCUGGCUAUCAUGAAAGCAAGGUGGGAAAGUUUUCCGGCAGUGAUUCAGUACGUUGAGGGAACAUGGUUGUGUCAUAAAAUCAAAUUUGUGACAUAUUGGACGAACCAAAUUCUUCACUUUGGUAACACCACCAACUGUAGAGUUGAGAGCCAACAUUCAGCAGUGAAGACGUGGUUUGAAUCAUCCACAGGUUCUUUGGAUACCGUAUGGGCCCGAGUCCAUUGUCAUAGCGGUAAAGUGUUUUUACUAGUUAGAUAG
This is a messenger RNA of Chenopodium quinoa (quinoa), 786 nucleotides long. RefSeq lists its product as uncharacterized. NCBI's taxonomy places the organism in Eukaryota, Viridiplantae, Streptophyta, Magnoliopsida, Caryophyllales, Amaranthaceae. Bases 1 to 786 code for a protein of 261 amino acids. The transcript has 3 exons. The record is from RefSeq and is a predicted model, not a curated record.